AUGUUGUUCACUUCGUUCUACACAACUUCCUUGCUCUUUCUGGCCGCCUCCCACUCGCUGGCGAGUCCUCUCACUACCAAAGAUGAGGUCGUAGACCUGAGCGGACAGGAAGAAGUUCUUAUUGCUGGAGAGCCAGAUCUCGCGUUAUCUGAGAAACGAGAUCUCGAAGAUGGAGAUGAGAUCGUUCAGCUCGUCGCUAGGCAGAGUAACUCUGAUCAAUCCGAGGCUCUGCGUAUGCACAACGCCGUCCGGGCUAGAAGAGGCGUCCGUGCGCUUGUCUGGGAUUCCAGCCUGGAAGCAAGCGCUCUCGCAUGGGCUCAACAGCUUGCUAGAGAUCGCAAAUUUGAACACUCUGAUUCUUCUCAGCGCCCUGGACAGGGGGAGAACCUUGCUUACCAAAAAUCAUCGCGUCCCAUUUCUAAUCCUAUUACAGCUGGGACUGGACUUUGGCUGGCCGAAGAACAAAAUUAUAACAAUGAGCCUAUUCCUCAAGGAAACUUUGCAGCUUACGGGCACUACACACAAUGCACGUGGAACACCACAACUAGAGUUGGAAUUGCCACUGCUACCUCGGGAAAUAAUGAGUGGUACACGGUCGCUAGAUACUCUCCCUCUGGGAAUAUCUAUGGGCGUCGGCCUUACUAA
Messenger RNA from Clonostachys byssicola, 645 nucleotides. NCBI's taxonomy places the organism in Eukaryota, Fungi, Ascomycota, Sordariomycetes, Hypocreales, Bionectriaceae. The record is from the annotation of a GenBank genome assembly.